Messenger RNA from Hylaeus volcanicus, 1198 nucleotides. RefSeq names its product antileukoproteinase-like. Gene Ontology annotation, cellular component: extracellular region. Lineage: Eukaryota; Metazoa; Arthropoda; Insecta; Hymenoptera; Colletidae. The coding region runs from base 16 to 717 and encodes 233 amino acids. Gene Ontology annotation, molecular function: peptidase inhibitor activity. The record is from RefSeq and is a predicted model, not a curated record. The transcript is spliced from 4 exons.
AAUACUAAAGAACGUAUGACGCGUCACAUUCGUACGCUUACAAGUAUUUUGAAUAAUUGUGCAAUCAAGUAUUCAUCGUCGGUAUUUAACUGUCUCUCGAAACGUCCGCAUCGCUGUCAGGAAAAACCAGUCGUUCUCAGUAAUACCACAAGUGUUUAUCGGUUUCCUUUGGAUAAGAACGAUCCAACGAUGAAGUGUCUUCCAACAGCAUUUGUAUUUGCGGUGAUGUUAGCCAUCGGUUUCGGCCAAUCCAGAAACGAACCGUUCGCCGAGAAACCAGGUUCCUGCCCACCAGCUCUGCCGGUUCAGAUCUGCAGUCAGUCCUGUUUCUCCGACUCGCACUGCCAAGGAAUUGGCAAAUGUUGUUCGACCAGUUGCGGAGGAACCGUCUGCUCGAGACCAGUGACCAUGAGGCAAACAGUUUCACCUGAGAAACCAGGUUCCUGUCCAGCGGAGCCAAAAGGCAGAUGGGUGUGCUCGCCGACCUGCAGCGUCGACAGCGACUGCAGAGGAACCUCCAAGUGCUGCAAGAAUCGUUGCGGCGCUCUGGCUUGCCAGAAACCAGACGUCGAGCUGAUCGAAUCCGUCGACUUUUCGGUUGUCCCGCUACCAGAGGAUCGUUACAACGUGCUUAGGAAUCCUUACAACGUACCCAGGAAUCCUUACGUCCCCAGAAACCCUAACGUCAGCCCUUACUACUUCUACGAUAGGAAAUAGAUCAAUUAUAUUAUAGAUCAUUUACGAAAACAACUCUCAACUCGAGCUGCAUUCCUGUACAUUAUCGGACGUCAUUAAAUUUCUCAUUCUCUUUCGCGAGAAUAAGAGAAAUUUUCGCGUCUUAAACUACCUGGCGAGCAGGCUUACGUUACGUGUAUUAUUAAAUUACCGAACCGCAUUUGCAUCGAACCUUGAACCUUGCACCUUGAACAGUACGCGCUACUAUGUUCAGACUCGAAACGUAACAGGUUGACAAAAGGAGAAGAUGAGUCGUGUCAAUCUUCCGAGACGUAAGACGCGUUUUAUUAAUAAUAAUACUCAUUACCUGCGCGUCUCAGAAUCCCUCGAAUCAUGACACGCACCGAUGCGAGCGAGUUACAUCUGCAUUCGAGAAUUUACCAUUUAAUAUUUACACGGAUCAACUACGAAUACAAAGUUUACAUAAAUAUAAGAAUAAAAUACUCCUUUGUGACAAUUACAA